AUGGCAGUUCCUCAUUAUAUUCGAAAACGAAGAGAUUCAGAAUUAUCUGAAUACAGAGAUCCCCUUGAUGAAGAUACUCAAUCAAUAAAAGAAAAAAAAGUUGAUGUUAAAAAACUUUUUGUUACUGGAUUAAGAGAAAAAAAAUUAUUAUUCUUAAUUAUUUAUGUGAUAAUUCUUUUUAUAAUUGCCGUUGGAAUGUUAGCACUUAAUAUAUUAUUGAUAAAUGUUUUACAAAUGAAUGCACGAGGAAUGAGAUCAGUACAUUUUAAUAAUUAUAUAGAUCCAGAGACAAAUCAACAAUUAACAAUGGUAGAUUUUACUGGAGAAAAAAUUAAUUUAGGUCAUGUAAUAGCUGAAAGUGGAAAAGUAUAUGGAGAAAAAGAUAAAAAUAUGCGUAUUGAAGGAAGUAGAAUUAUUAUAAGAAGUGGAGAAAAAGGUCCUAGUUAUUCAAUGAGUAAUGGUGUAUGUAAAAUUGAAAAUGCAGAAGAUUUUCAUGUAUUAAAUAGAGAUGAUGGAAAAAUUUUGUUUAGUGCAAGAAAUCCAUUGAUUGUAAUAGAUAAAAAAAUUAGAAAAAUAAGUACAAAAAAUAUAGUUACAAAUAAAAUAAGAAGUCCAAUUAAUGAAGAAUUAAGUAUUGUUGGAAAUAAUAUUAAUCUACGUGGAAAUGAAGGAAUUUUAUUUGAUUCAAAAAAUUUAAAUAUUACUAUUGACACAGCUUUACGUCUUAAGACAUCUUCUGAUGGUUCUUUAAGAAUACUUGCACCAUCAGUUCGCCUUGCCAAUACUCAUAAAACAUUACCAUUAUCUUCUUCCCCAGCACUUACAGCAUCUAUUGAUGCCUUUAAAGUAUGUAUCUGUAGUUCAGCAAGACCCAAAUUAUUUAUUGUUCAAGGAAACAAGCCAUGUACAGCAAAUACUAAUAUUUGUUUGUAA
This is a messenger RNA of Strongyloides ratti, 933 nucleotides long. RefSeq names its product Sarcoglycan complex subunit protein family-containing protein. The coding region runs from base 1 to 933 and encodes 310 amino acids. Gene Ontology annotation, biological process: muscle organ development. The record is from RefSeq and is a predicted model, not a curated record. NCBI's taxonomy places the organism in Eukaryota, Metazoa, Nematoda, Chromadorea, Rhabditida, Strongyloididae. The transcript is spliced from 3 exons. Gene Ontology annotation, cellular component: sarcolemma; sarcoglycan complex.